AUGGACUUUCGGGCUGAGCGACUCUUCGAUUGGGCCCUGACAUUUUACCACUUCUUUCUGGACCAGUGGAUCAGCGACCGGCUCCAGAAGACCGGCAACCAAGAGCUGAUCAGCCACUGGCUGCUGCAGUCCAUGGAUGCGGUGACGCCUGAUCUCAAGGUCAUGAUCGAAGAAACUCUACGAGACCGCUACAAAACCACCUGUCCUGACAUCGUCGCGAUUUUUGGUAGCAAGAUCCUGCCGAGAGUUCGGACAAGUGGGGAGCAGGUCGUGGCCAAGGAGGAGUACAUGCGGAAUCGCAAGGGCUACGACAGAGCCCACAACGAGACUGAGGAGACGACCUACAUGCGCGACGUCCUGAAUGUGCUGCUCGAAGAGUUGCUCCGGCAGCCUUUCGGCCACGCUCCCGCACGAAAGAGCUCUCCGGCCGCAGCCGCUCCCCUGCUCUGUCGGGAAGUCAACAGCUCCGGCACUGACGCGUUGUUCUUUGCCAACCCGGAGCAUCCGCAUCGGCUGGCCAGCGCAGGCAAACAGUGCUUCAUGCUGCGCCAGCCAAACACCGGAGCAGCGGAUCUCUUUGACUGGUGCUUGAUGCAGGAAGCUGCCCUUGCUAUGACAGCAGAUCCCGACCACGGUGGCCGCGCGGCCUUUGAAGUUCCUGAGCCCGCCGCCUUUCGUCGGCGCAUUUUUGCCCUCUUCAGAACAUUGCACUUCAGGAUAGACCGAAACUGGGUAGCAAACGUGUAUGGACGUUACGGCCUGGAUGAGGGCUUGAGGGAGGGCGAUAAGGACCGCCGUGUGGCAAAAGUCAAGCAGGACUUUCCGCAUCUGCAUUCUGAGAUGUUGGAGCACAACUGGACUGUGCGUGACUACGUAGGCUUCAAGGAGAAGAGGCUUCACAGUAACACGGAUUUGAUCCAGAUCUUGUGCAAACACCUGGAUUUGGACCAGCCACAAUACGGGGCCUUCAUGCAGGCUGCACAUCAAACGGCUACCCGGAGGAUUGAUGAGGCUCUCGCGAUGCGAGAGAAGCACCAUGAGGAACUGGAGGCUGCCUUGUCGUCCUCCCAUGUGAGGCUAGAGCCUUGA
Symbiodinium natans is the source of this 1089-nucleotide messenger RNA. NCBI's taxonomy places the organism in Eukaryota, Dinophyceae, Suessiales, Symbiodiniaceae. The record is from the annotation of a GenBank genome assembly.